AUGGAUAAACUGUUAUCCCUCCAGAAAAAGUGUGUGUUUGUGGGUGAGAUGGCUGCGCAGGUCGCAGCGGUGCGCGUAGUGCGGGCGGUGGCGGCGCAGGAGGAGCCGGACAAAGAAGGGAAGGAGAAACCCCCAGCUGGGGUCUCGCCGCGGGGGGUGAAGCGGCAGCGCCGAGCGAGCAGUGGGGGGUCUCAGGAGAAGCGGGGGCGGCCGAGCCGGGACCCCCCUCUCGCUCCCCCUCACCGGCGGCGUCGCAGCCGCCAACAUCCCGGGCCGCUGCCGCCAACGAAUGCGGCCCCAACAGUCCCAGGCCCUGUCGAGCCUCUGCUCCUGCCGCCUCCGCCGCCACCUUCGCUGGCACCGGCCGGGCCCGCUGUCGCUGCCCCGCUACCGGCCCCAGGCACCUCGGCCCUCAUCACCUUCUCUCCCCUGACGGCGAGCGCGGCCGGGCCCAAGCAUAAGGGCCACAAGGAGCGGCACAAACACCAUCACCACCGCGGCUCCGAUGGUGACCCCAUUUCCUGCGUUCCGCGCGAUUUCAAGCACAAGGACAAGCAGGAAAACGGCGAGAGGACUGGAGGGGUGCCUCUGAUCAAGGCCCCCAAGAGAGAAACACCAGAUGAAAAUGGUAAAACCCAGAGAGCUGAUGAUUUUGUCUUGAAGAAAACAAAGAAGAAAAAGAAAAAGAAACACCGAGAAGAUAUGCGAGGAAGACGCCUUAAAAUGUACAGUAAGGAAGUACAAACCGUCUGUGCUGGCCUGACCCGCAUCAGUAAGGAAAUCCUCACCCAAGGACAAAUAAAUAGCACUUCAGGAGUUAAUAAGGAGUCCUUCAGGUAUCGGAAAGAUGAACAGCUGUGCCGAUUAAAUUUGGGCAUGCAAGCAUAUCGGGUACCCCAGGGAGUACAAACACCUUUUAUGACUCCAGAACAUUCUAUUUGUAGAAAUUUCUUAAAAACAGGUACUAAAUUUAGCAACUUUAUUCACGAGGAACACCAGUCCAAUGGUGGUGCCCUUGUCCUUCAUGCUUACAUGGAUGAACUCUCAUUUUUGUCUCCAAUGGAGAUGGAGAGAUUUUCUGAGGAGUUUCUUGCUUUGACAUUCAGUGAAAAUGAGAAAAAUGCUGCUUACUAUGCUUUAGCAAUAGUGCAUGGAGCGGCUGCUUAUCUCCCAGACUUCUUGGACUACUUUGCUUUUAAUUUCCCCAACCCUGUGAAAAUGGAGAUUCUGGGCAAGAAAGAUAUCAAAACAAUCACCAUUUCAAAUUUUCACACUCAGGUCAACAGGACAUACUGCUGUAGCACCUACCGAGCAGGUCCCAUGUGGCAGAUAAGUCUUGUUGGAGCAGUAGAUGAAGAAGUUGGUGAUUAUUUCCCAGAGUUCCUUGAUAUGUUAGAAGAAUCACCAUUUCUGAAAAUGACUUUGCCCUGGGGUACGCUUUCCAGCACGCUUUCCAGCCUCCAACUCCAGUGUAGGUCCCAGAGUGAUGAUGGGCCGAUCAUGUGGGUAAGGCCAGGAGAGCAGAUGAUCCCUACAGCAGAUAUGCCAAAGUCACCCUUCAAAAGACAACAAUCAAUGAAUGAAAUUAAAAAUCUCCAGUACCUACCUGGGACCAGUGAACCCCGUGAAGUCCUCUUUGAAGAUAGGACAAGAGCUCAUGCCUACCAUGUAGGUCAGGGGUUUGACUGGCAGAGUACAGCUGCUGUUGGGGUUUUGAAAGCUGUGCAGUUUGGUGAAUGGAGUGACCAACCUCGCAUAACCAAAGAUGUGAUUUGUUUUCAUGCUGAGGAUUUUACUGAUGUUGUACAGAGACUUCAGUUAGACCUUCGUGAACCUCCGGUUUCCCAGUGUGUACAGUGGGUGGAUGAAGCUAAACUAAAACAAAUGAGGCGGGAAGGCAUUCGUUACGCUAGAAUUCAGCUGUGUGACAAUGAUAUUUACUUCAUCCCUAGAAAUGUCAUUCAUCAGUUCAAAACAGCGUCAGCAGUGUGCAGCUUAGCUUGGCAUAUAAGGCUUAAACAGUACCACCCUGUUGUGGAAGCCACUCAAAACACAGAAAGCAGUUCUACCAUGGACUGUGAUUUAACUGGAAAGCAAGAAUUAGAAGUUGACUCCCAGUGUGUGAGGGUAAAAACUGAAUCUGAGGAAACAUGCAGAGAGAUGCAGCUUUUGACAACUGCUUCAUCGUCCUUCCCUUCAUCCGAACUUAAACUACAGCAAGAUCAGAUGACUCAGCCUGUUCCAGUUUUAAAGGUGGAAAGUAGACUGGACUCUGACCAGCAACACAAUCUACAGGAACAUUCGAGCACUCCUGUAUGAUAUGUACAUAUUCAAACACAUUUUUUAACUUUUUUAAAUUUUGAUGUGAAGUUAUAGUUUUAUAACUGGCUUAAGUUAAGUUUUAUUGGAGAAAUCUUGCCUAUAAUUCUAUAAAGAGAAAUGACAUUCCACAAAUGUCAAGCAUAUCUUUUUUACACAGAUUAUGCAAAGUUAAGAGUUGUAUCUUAUCCCGUUAGUACAGUAUGUAAUAGUGGGUCUGCUGCUACUUUCUGUUUUAAGGUGUGAGGUAACAAUUCAAUCUCUUCU
Molecule: messenger RNA, 2586 nt
Organism: Zalophus californianus (California sea lion)
Lineage: Eukaryota; Metazoa; Chordata; Mammalia; Carnivora; Otariidae
Product: lysine-specific demethylase 9-like
Cellular component (GO): nucleus
Source: RefSeq, a predicted model, not a curated record